Platichthys flesus (European flounder) is the source of this 7739-nucleotide messenger RNA. RefSeq names its product neurexin 1a (gene nrxn1a). The record is from RefSeq and is a predicted model, not a curated record. NCBI's taxonomy places the organism in Eukaryota, Metazoa, Chordata, Actinopteri, Pleuronectiformes, Pleuronectidae. Bases 873 to 5366 code for a protein of 1497 amino acids. The transcript has 25 exons.
AGAGAGAGAGAGAGAGAGACAUAGAGUAGAGCACUCAGAGGCGCCUGGAGGGGAACCUGUGAUUAUUUUGUUUCUGUCCGCCACACCGGCUCCGUACCACCGGAGCGCGCCGCUGCUGCCUGGCGGCUUUUACCUCCUCCUAGAUGGGAAGGGAAAUCGAUGAGACGCGGGCGGCGCUGGUGCCACAGGACCACAGGAUGCGCUCGGGGUCGCUGGACAGAGUGAUGACGCGGCAGUGAGGAACGCACAUACCUCAUUCUAACACACACACACUCACACACACACACACAUAUAUAUUUGCCCACACACACACUUUAAGUCUUGCCCUACUAAGACGGGAAGGAGGGGGAGAAAAUUCUGCUAUGACGGCGUCAUUUCUCUCCAUUACCAGUGUGUGAGCCACACACACCCGUUCUCACACUCCGUAGGGAGUUGUCUGCACAGAGGAUAAGGCCCGAUCUAGGGCACAAAGAUGAAGUUCACCUCCUAUCCGACAUGUAUCUAACAUUCACACAGAUGCUCGCGCAACUACACUCACGUGGAAUCUCAUAUGUCAGAGGUUACAAAUGAAAGCUUGAAUGGAGAGAAGACAUUAAGCAUCUCGGAGAAGACACAAACGCCAGGCUGAGGCCGAAGAAGAUGCCCCAGGCGUGCUGAAAAGACAGAGGGAGCUGCCGUUUGACCCCUCACCCACUGGAGCCGUACCACCUACCAGCCAAACUACCAAGAUAGCAUUGUGCAGCUGUGACACCUAGAACGUGUUCUACGAAGCAGCCUACAGUUGUCACCAUGAGCUGUAGGCUAGAGGAACCUACCCAGCUCUAGCCUCUAUUUCUUCCAGUGUGUGUGAGUGUGAGAGAACGAGUGUGUGUAUGAGUGUUAUGGCGGUGUGUGUUUGGGCGGCAGCCCCACUGCUCUUCCUGGGGCUGUGCCUGUGCAGUGCGGGGGGCCAUGCCCAAGGGGAGGUCCUGGAGUACGGAGGUGUGUCCAGUCAGUGGGGGCGAUUCCCGGUGUGGAACGCCUGCUGUGAGAGUGUGCUGAGCUUCAGCCUGCGGACUCACAGCCAGGAGGGCCUGUUGCUCUACCUGGAUGACGAGGGCUUCUGUGACUUCCUAGAGCUGCUGCUUCUCCACGGCCACCUCCACCUGCGUUUCUCUAUCUUCUGUGCUGAGCCAGCCGAGCUGCAGUCAGGCGUGGCGGUCAGUGACGGCCGAUGGCACGCAGUGCGUGUCAAGCGGGACUGGAAGAACACUUCGUUGGAGGUGGACGGGCGGCUGGAGGGAUGGGCGGAAGUGAAGAGCAAGAGAAGAGACAUGACAGUAUUCAGCCACACCUUCAUGGGCGGGGUGACGCCAGAGCUUCACUCGUCGCCCUUACGCCUCACAAGCCCUUCUGUGCGGGAACGACCCCCCUUCCGUGGCUGGAUCAGGGGUGUGAGCAUCAACGGUUCGCUGGUGACACAGGACGGCUCCGAGGGCGUCACAAUCACAGCUGGCUGCGGACCAGACCACAAGUGCCAGAAUGGAGGAGUGUGCAGUGUGGUCAACGACCAGGCCGUGUGCGACUGCUCCGACACCGGUUUCCAAGGCAAUGACUGCAGCGAAGAGUACAGCUACACUCCAGGUCUGGCACACCUGAUGAUUGGCGACCAAGCUCGCGAGGAAUAUGUCGCCACCUUCAAGGGCUCUGAGUACUUCUGCUAUGACCUGUCGCCCAACCCCAUCCAGUCGAGCAGCGACGAAAUCACGCUUUCUUUCAAGACCCUGCAGCGCAACGGCCUGAUGCUGCACACCGGCAAGUCCGCUGACUAUGUCAACCUGGCACUGAAGAACGGUGCCGUGUCACUUGUCAUCAACCUCGGCUCCGGGGCCUUCGAGGCCUUGGUGGAGCCCGUCAACGGCAAGUUCAACGACAACAGCUGGCACGACGUCAAGGUCACCCGCAACCUGAGACAGCACUCAGGCAUUGGACACGCUAUGGUGACCAUCUCUGUGGACGGCAUCCUGACCACCACAGGCUACACCCAGGAGGACUACACCAUGUUGGGCUCUGAUGACUUCUUCUAUGUGGGAGGGAGCCCCAGCACAGCUGACCUGCCCGGCUCUCCAGUCAGCAAUAACUUCAUGGGCUGUCUCAAAGAGGUGGUGUACAAGAAUAAUGAUGUACGGUUGGAGCUGUCUAGACUGGCUAAACAAGGAGACCCAAAGAUGAAGGUGAGUGGGGUGGUGUCCUUUAAGUGCGAGAGUGUGGCCACGCUGGACCCCGUGACCUUUGACACCCCAGAGUCUUUCGUGGCCCUGAGCAAGUGGACAGCGAAGAAGGCGGGGUCCAUCUCGUUCGACUUCAGAACCACAGAGCCCAACGGGUUGAUGCUUUUCAGCCACGGCAAACCACGACAGAUGCAACGCAAGGACCCUCGCACACCCCCCACAAUCAAGAUUACUGACGCUAAAGUGUUUGCCGUACAGGUGGACUUCUUUGCCAUCGAGAUGCUAGAUGGUCACCUGUACCUGCUGCUGGACAUGGGCUCGGGAACCACCAAGACCAGGGCUAUCGACAGGAAGGUCAACGACGGAGAGUGGUAUCACGUUGACUUUCAGAGGGACGGACGCUCAGGAACAAUCUCUGUGAACAGUGUAAGAACAGCGUACACAGCUCCAGGAGACAGUGAGGUCCUGGACCUGGAUGACACCUUGUACCUCGGAGGACUACCAGAGGACCGAGCCGGACUCAUCUUCCCUACAGAGGUGUGGACCGCUCUGUUGAACUAUGGCUAUGUGGGCUGCAUAAGAGACCUGUUUGUGGACGGGCAGAGCAAAGACAUCCGACGGCUGGCCGAGGCCCAGAGGGCAGUCGGCGUGAAGCCCUCUUGCUCGAGAGAACCGCCCAAGCAGUGCCUGUCCAACCCCUGCCAGCACAACGGCAUCUGCAGGGAGGGCUGGAACCGCUAUGUGUGCGACUGCUCUGGGACGGGCUACCUGGGACGCUCCUGCGAGAGAGAUGCAACUAUCCUGUCCUACGACGGCAGCAAGUUUAUGAAGGUGCAGUUGCCCGUGGCGAUGCAUACCGAGGCGGAGGACGUCUCGCUGCGCUUUCGCUCCCAGCGGGCGUAUGGCGUUCUCAUGGCAACUACAUCCCGUAACUCUGCAGACACCCUUCGCCUGGAGAUGGACGGGGGCCGUGUCCGACUCACUGUCAACCUAGACUGUAUCAGGAUAAACUGUACAGCCAGUAAAGGCCCAGAGACCAUCUUUGCGGGGUCGGGCCUCAAUGAUAAUGAGUGGCACACGGUGAGGGUAGUCCGGCGUGGCAAGAGCCUCAAACUCACCGUAGAUGACCUGCAGCCUGUUGAAGGUCAGAUGGCGGGCGACCACACCCAGCUGGAGUUCCACAAUGUGGAGACGGGCAUUGUGACAGAGAAGCGCUUCAUACCCGCCGUGCCCUCCAAUUUCAUCGGCCACCUUCAGGGCCUCACGCUGAACGGCAUGCCCUACAUCGACCUGUGCAAGAACGGCGACAUCGACUACUGUGAGCUCAACGCCGUUAUCGGCUACAAGAGCAUCGUGGCCGACCCUGUCACCUUUCGCUCGCGCUCCAGCUUCGUCACGCUGCCCACGCUGCAGGCCUACUACUCUAUGCAUCUCUUCAUGCAGUUCAAGACCACGUCGCCCGACGGCCUCGUUCUCUACAACAGAGGAGAUGGCAAUGACUUCAUAGUGAUAGAGCUGGUUAAAGGCUACCUACAUUACAUUUCUGACCUGGGCAAUGGGGCACACCUGAUUAAGGGCAACUCCAACAGUCCUCUCAAUGACAACCACUGGCACAACGUGCACAUAUCCCGAGACACUAACAAUCUCCACACGGUCAAGAUUGACACAAAAGUCACCACGCAGACCACCAUGGGGGCCAAGAACCUCGACCUGAAGGGUGAUCUGUACAUUGGGGGCGUCUCCAAAGAGAUGUACCGGGACCUGCCCAAGCUGGUCCACUCCCGGGAGGGUUUCCAGGGUUGCCUGGCAACAGUGGAUCUAAACGGCCGGCUGCCUGACCUUUUGGCUGAUGCCUUAGCAACCAUGGGACAAGUGGAGAGAGGCUGUGAAGGUCCCAGCACUACCUGCCAGGAGGACUCUUGCUCAAAUCAGGGAGUUUGUUUGCAGCAGUGGGAGGGCUUCUCCUGUGACUGCAGCAUGACUUCGUAUGCCGGGCCUCUAUGCAAUGAUGCUGGGACCACUUACAUCUUUGGGCGUGAUGGAGGAGUCGUGGUUUACACAUGGCCUCCGAAUGAACGUCCCAGCACCAGGGCAGACCGACUCGCACUCGGCUUUAGCACCCAACAGAAACACGCCAUUCUGCUCCGGGUAGACAGCGCCUCCGGCCUGGGAGACUACCUUCAGCUGCAAAUAGACAAGGGCAACAUUAGAGUAGUGUUCAAUGUCGGCACUGACGACAUCAACAUCGAGGAGAGCUCCAAGUUUGUCAACGAUGGGAAGUACCACAUAAUCCGCUUCACCCGCAGCGGAGGCAAUGCAACCCUCCAGCUCGACGACCUGCCGGUGAUAGAGCGGUAUCCAUCAGGCAACAUUGAUAACGAGCGCCUGGCCAUCGCCAGACAGCGAAUCCCCUAUCGGCUCGGUCGAGUAGUUGACGAUUGGCUACUCGACAAAGGUCGCCAGCUGACCAUCUUCAACAGCCAGACCACGGUGCGUGUUGGUGGAGCUGGAGGCGAGCGAGGUGCAGGCAUGUUCCAGGGCCAGUUGUCCGGCCUCUACUACAACGGCCUCCGCAUCCUCAACUUGGCCGCUGAGGGGCAUGCGCACAUAAGAGUGGAUGGCAGCGCCCGAUUGGUUGGCGACAUGCCAUCCUCCUCCAUCACCCCGCAGUCCAGCGCUGCAGCUGGGGGCAACCGCUCUGACUCCGCCCCCUCCAUAAGCGACAUCACAACGACCACGGCCACCAACCGCAAACAGGGGGGCGCCACACAGCAGUCAGCAGACGACCUUCUGGUGGCGUCGGCCGAGUGUCCCAGCGAUGAUGAAGACAUCGAUCCCUGCGACCCCAGUUCAGCCCGCCCUCCCCUGCCUGAGGUGAAGGUGUUCACGGGUCCAUCCGAGGUGGUGCGGGAGAGCAGCAGCACCACGGGCAUGGUGGUGGGCAUCGUUGCGGCCGCCGCCCUCUGCAUCCUCAUACUCCUCUACGCCAUGUACAAGUACCGCAACCGCGACGAAGGCUCCUACCACGUGGACGAGAGCCGCAACUACAUCAGCAACUCGGCCACACAGCCCAACGGCAGCACCAAGGACAAGCCACUGGGCAUCGCCAAGAUCUCCAAGAACAAGAAGAACAAAGACAAGGAGUACUACGUCUGAGGCAAUAGACGUCCAACACACAGACAUAUACGCAUACACCUUUAUAUAUAACGGUAUAUGUACAUAAAUAGAUAUAUUCUCAACAAAAAAAAAAACACAAAUGCACACUGACAUAGACAUGCUGAUGUUAAUGUUUACUCUCCAAUAAUCACAACUGCACACAUGUUGGCAAGCACAAACAUACAUGCAUUCAAGCACAAACACUAACACUGAAGCACAAACACACACACACACACACACACACACACACAAAGACUGGCCUGAGGGCAUGGACCCUUAUUGUACAGUAUUUACCAAUGAGCAGAGCCUCUGCGAGAGUCUCGUUUUAUGAUCAUAAACACCAUUCCAAAUGAUUUAGGAAGCAAAUCCCAGUAAAGAACCAUUUUCGGGGCCAGCCAGAUAAAAAAUGACCAAUCGCUUCCCUGCCACAGCAGGACCUCUCCAGUUGGACUCAGAGGGGUCGAGGAAGACUUUAUGUGAAGCCAAUGGCAGACUGAGUAUGUUGAGUGAGAACAAGAACAAAGAUGAUGUAAAAGCACCAAGACAAGCACUAAGUGUCUCUUCCAAGCAUCUUGGCCUUCCUCCCUGUUUGCAGACGGGACUCAAUGAAGCACUGAGGAUGCUGAAGAAACAAGCACACCGAUGGUCCAAGUCUUAUCCCACGCAACAGGACAGGGAAUCAGGGUGUAAGCCACACGGCCAAUGAAUUACAAGUGAAUAGGCAGAGAUAACACAAUGGACGUGCCGCGGUUGUUUCGCAAAUCUCAAAGGUGGAAUCAGCGAAAAACUGAGAGAUAUUUUCCUGGACAGGAUACUUGAGACUUCAGAUGCUACCUACAGACACCAGUCGUGCACGACUGCGGUGUCACAUACACACACAUGCAUACAUCACACGUGCACACGCACAAAAAUAUUAACACUUGCAGACAAACCUGCAUUGCCAGAUCCACCAAUUCCUCAUAACUGAUUCUGAAGACUAUACAAGAAGACAAUGGUGAAAAUGACAUUAUGAUAAUUGUUAUGGCAAUGAUGACGAUGAAUAUGAAGAACAUUUGGUCAGUAUAGACUCUUUGGGGUAAGGGAGGGGGGGGUCUUAUUGCACGUGAAUUAUCUUACUCCGUGUGAUUUAUACCGCGUUGAAACUUACAAGGUUACACCGUGACGCACCACCAUCAUAGACUUACCACCUUGGCUUGAAGGAUUUCUGAACACGCACUUCAAAAUGUUUUUUUCCGUGUGUGUGUGGGAUUCAGCAAUGAUUUCAUCUCUAAAUCGAUUCUCCGUUCACAUCCUCAUUGACAAAGUGUGACCAUCUCGAGUGUGCUGCAUGCCUGAGUCUCUGAGCUGUGCCCGUGGAGUGGUGGCGUGUCCCAGUAAGUCCAGAGGUGGUAGGGGGGGAGGGGGAGGAGGAGGAGGGUGGCGUUGCGGGUUGCAAUGUAACUCCAACGCAACACCUGGAUUGGUGCGUCCUGUUUUCUAGCCUGACAUCGUAUAGGCCACGCCCACUAUACCUGCUCUGACAAACCACCUUUUUAUAGCAAAAACCAGCCGAGGAAGAAAAGAAAAAAAAAAAUCAAAAACAGAACAAAGUAAAUGUUACCAUGUGUUGCUGAUAGAUAGAAAAUCCAGUUCAUGAGGCCAUUGGCUAUAUGACAACUUGAGUUGCUUCGAUUUCAUUGGCUCUUCCUUUCCUCUCUUUCUCGCUACGUCCUUUUGUCUUUAUGCUAUUGGUCGACUGACUUAUCGAUAGACACGAUCAAUACACGACAGACAGACGGGUUUCCGAUUGGGCUGCACACUAUAAUUCUCGGUCCCAUGAACUCUUGCGGUGUCUGAGCCCUCUGCAGCUCGAGAACUGCAGCUCCACGAUAUACCAAUACAAACAGUGCCAUGACAUGAGCCUGCCCCUCCGGUUCCCACGAGCAGCGCAGCCAACCGGUCAAAUGCAUGCACGACGGACAGCCGCGAGAAACACCGAAUAGGACUGUGUGUGAGAUUUGAAAAAUAUAAAGUCCAAAUGAAACUUAACAUAUUCCCUUGUUCUCUCCAUCCUUAGCUGGCCUUUUGACCUAAUUUCCCUCCCUUCUCUUCUUUCCCCCUCGUUUGGUAUGUUUCCCCCAUCCGCCCCUCCACGUCCGUCGCUUUCUGUUCCCUCUAUCUCUGUUGUGUUGCCAUCUGAAACAAAAGGAGGUGUCUCCACCAGUUGGAUCCUACAUCUAGGUGUUCAUUAACCAUGUUUAUUUUCUAUAUGUACAAUUUUUCUACAGUAUUUACUUUUAUUUUUAUUGUUACGGUUCUUUGAUGAACAUAAAGUGGAAAUUUAUUAUGAAAAAUAGUUUUGAAGAUUAAUGAGUAAAUAAAAUAUUACCCAAG